This is a messenger RNA of Colletotrichum truncatum, 879 nucleotides long. Its product is annotated as Protein RTA1-like protein 2. NCBI's taxonomy places the organism in Eukaryota, Fungi, Ascomycota, Sordariomycetes, Glomerellales, Glomerellaceae. Gene Ontology annotation, cellular component: membrane. The record is from RefSeq and is a predicted model, not a curated record.
AUGACGACCUCUACGGAAAAUGACGAAAAGUUUGUUUAUGUGCUAUACCAUUACACACCAACUCUACCUGGUGCCAUCGUGGCCUUCUCCAUUUUUGCCAUUCUAACGUCAUUGCAUCUUUGGCGCUUGAUACAUAAUCGCGCACGUUAUUUUAUAGCCUUUACAAUCGGCGGCGUUUUUCAACUAGUCGGUUACGGAUUCCGCAUAUGGAGUCACUUCAACAAGGAAAACGUACUGCCCUUCGCAAUGCAGAACGCUUACAUCCUACUCGCGCCUGCGCUGUAUGCUGCCUCUAUCUAUAUGAUCCUCGGUCGCCUUAUUCGCACUUGCCAUGCUGAGCAUCUCUCCCUUAUACGAGUUGAAUGGGUCACUCGUAUCUUUGUUGGAGGUGACAUUGCCGCCUUCUCCAUUCAGGCCAGCGGCGGCAGCAUGGCUAUGUCAAGCUUUAAACUAUUCAAAAUAGGUGAGAAGGUCGUCAUUGCCGGUCUUUUCGUCCAAGUACUCAUUUUUGGAUUUUUCGUCUGCACGACUGUGCUCUUUCAUCGCCGCAUACUUAGCACGCCGACUGAAAUAACUCUCCAGGGUGCUCUGCCCUGGCAGCGUCACUUAUACGUGUUGUAUAGUACGAGCGGCAUCAUUCUUGUGCGGAGCAUAUUCCGCAUUGUCGAAUACAUGGAGGGGAAUGGUGGUUUUCUCGUCAGCCAUGAGGUAUUUCUCUAUAUCUUUGAUACGCUCCUAAUGAUUGCCGUAAUGGGGAUCUGUCUAGUUUGGUAUGUUGGCGACCUGGAGUCUAAAAAGCAGAGUAAAGAGCGCUACCAACGACAACCAAACAUGUCAACUGAGGACUCGCUAGAGCUAGGAGUCCAACCUCAAAAGUAG